AUGGAGCGCGAUCAGUCGAUGCCAGAAGGCAGCCACGACGUCGACGACAGCUCAGGAAUCGUCCUGGACCUCGCUGUCACGUGCGGCGGACUUAAGGAGACGCCCGCCAGACCCCGAAAGGACAUCGUAAUCGUAUUUCUGGUCCGCGCCGCAGGGACGGCGGAGUUCUGCGAGGAAAGUCGCUCCAACGGCAGCAGCGGUGGCGGAACGAGUCCAGGGGCGCACUUCAGGACAGUCUACCGCUUCGGCGAAACUCAAAUCCUCAGGUUCGAAGUGUACUGUCAGUACAAGGGCGCUAGGGGACCAGAAUUUCUAGGCAGAGCCGAAUGCACGCCGCUGGACGUGGUCGUUUGCCUAAGUUCUCAAUUCAGGAUGAAGCUGUUCAACGAAGACGAAAACAAGCAGGUCGGUACGCUCACUAUUGUACCGACGGCGACGAAUUUGCCUACGGGUUACUCUGUGCUCGAGUUUUCGGGGACCAGUGUGCCCUUGAAGGAAGUGUUCAAGACUGCAGACCCCAUGUUGGAGUUGUGGAAGGUGGAGAAAGGAGGUCGCGCAACCCUGAUGUACACGACGGAGGUCGUCAACAACAACGCGAAUCCCACGUGGAAGCCCCUCGUUGUAAACAAGGAAAAGCUGGGCGGGAACAACCCGAACGAAGCCGUCGAAAUACGCGUCUUAGACGUUUCAUUUUCUGGCGAGCGAAAAGUGCUGGGAAAAUUCUGGACGUCUGUGAGACAGCUGGCGUCCGGCGCCGAAGGAGGCCUCACAUUCGCCGUUCAAGAAACAGUCAAGGAGAAGGAAGAAUCCGAUAAAGAACCGAUGCUGGUUCAACUUUUGCGGUACAGAGAUUUUCCGUGGUUCUUCCUCGACUACAUGAAUGGAGACUUCCAGUUCAACUUCGCGGUUAUCGUGGAUGUCAGCUCGUCCAACGGAACUAUGCAUACGUUGAGGGGCAAACCGAACAGGUAUAACCUGUAUGAGAACGCCAUUCGGGCGUUCAGCGACGUCAUUCAGCAAUACGACGAACAGCAGAUGAUUCCAUUGGUAGGAUUCGGAGCCAAAGUCCCGCCAAAUUUUAUGAACGAAAGCCUCAUCUUUCUGAAUGGUGCUGAUAGCGUUCGAUGUCGUGGAGUUAAAGGUCUACUAGAGGCCUACAGGACGAAGGUACCGCAACUGGAGCCAGCAGAGCCGUCUGAACUUUCACCAGCUCUUAACUAUGCGGCCAAGCUGGCUAGGGACGCUUCAGACCCGCUCAAGUACUACGUCGUUUUAGUAUUCACGGACGGUAAACUGGAUUACACCUUAUCAACAUUGGACACACUUGUCGGUGCCUCAUCGGCUCCGAUGUCAGUUAUCUUUGUCGGUAUCGGCGACAACGAGCUCCCAUUCUUCAAAGAGAUAGAAGCGAAGAAACUGAGGCAAAGGACGCAGUCCAGGACAACCGCUGAACGCGACUUUGUCAGCACUGUGGCCAUGAAGGACUACAUGUCGUCGAAACGACUACAUGACUUGCCGAAGGACGCCCUUUGUGAUGUGCCUGAUCACGUGAUGCAGUUUUUAGCUUUGAAUGACAUUAAGCCGAAGGAGAAAAAGCCUCCUGUUGGAGACACAGCUGUACCGGUGCGUCCACCUUCUCGCUCAGGGAAGAUAUUGCGCAAUAAAAAGUCCUGUCUGUCAGCUUAA
Ornithodoros turicata is the source of this 1686-nucleotide messenger RNA. Its product is annotated as copine-8-like. Gene Ontology annotation, biological process: cellular response to calcium ion. Gene Ontology annotation, molecular function: calcium-dependent phospholipid binding. The transcript has a single exon. Gene Ontology annotation, cellular component: plasma membrane. The record is from RefSeq and is a predicted model, not a curated record. Lineage: Eukaryota; Metazoa; Arthropoda; Arachnida; Ixodida; Argasidae. The coding region runs from base 1 to 1686 and encodes 561 amino acids.